AAUUAUUAGUAUUAUUAUGGCUCUAUUAGCGCAAUGCAGUUGCAAGGGCGUGCGGGCUUGUAUUCUUUGCGAGGUAUACCGUGGCCGCGUACCGGGCCAGCGUUUAAACGUGUCAGCAAUACGGAGAACGUUUGUCUUCUGCCCAAGGUGCUGCUUGUGUUUUGAAGUGAAUUCAGAAAGUGGUGAGUUGCUAAAAGGCGUUAUUCGUGUACCAGGCAUUCAGGUAGCGGAGGAGGCAAUUUCUGAACGCCACGAAGAGUUUUUACAAGAGAAUGUUGAGCGUUCGCCGUGGAUCGAAUCUCAGUCAGGUCGUCGAAAACAAGACUUUGGACCUAAAGUCAACUUCAAGAAGCAACGCGUAAAAACUGAUGCGUUUCAGGGCUUUCCUUCAUAUAUGGACAUAGUUAUGGGGAGCUUUUCGUCUCUCCCAGAGGAAAGUAUGCGUGAUUUUAAUCCAAUUGAACUGUGUAACCUUAAGUACAGUCCAGAGAGAGGAUCCUGCAUUGAUCCUCAUUUCGAUGACUUUUGGUUAUGGGGUGAACGACUUGUAACCCUGAACCUACAAGGGGCCACCGUUUUGACCUUUUCAAGGGCUCAAGACUUCAGUGAUCUCACUCAGACCAACAUCUCCUCUGUUACAGAAUUGACAAAAAAUAAUGAGAAUUACGCUCUGACCACCGACAAUAUUUGCAGACUGAGCCGAACGCAUAGUUGUGCUGGGCUGGAGCAGCUAGGAGCUACAGAAUGUGUUAGAAAGAAAGACAAAAAGGAAAAUAUUACGAACGACGAAGUGCGAGCUAAAGCUGGCGACGUCGUUCAUGUCGCAUUGCCACGUCGGAGCGUGGUCCUUGUGGCGGACGAAGCUCGCUUUCAGUGGCAUCAUUCCGUAUUGCGGGAACACGUUAGUGAGACCCGAUUAGCAAUGACAGUGAGAGAGCUCAGCGAGGCUUUUCGUGAUCCUACGAGAGAAUAUGAGUUUUCAUUGGGCCGUGAACUUACAGCAAAAGCAAAGAUCAACCCAGCUCUGUGAAGAAAGUCUGUCACAUAGUGUAUAUUUGAAACCCCCGGCGAUAUUGAAACACAGAACCAAAAAAAUUCUCUACCGGGCUACGCAACGACACUGCUUGCGAUUAACGUAGUAGUUUGAACAAUAUCGAGUUUGUUAGUUGUUUCAGUUCUAUCUUUGCUGCUGGUAAAUGCAUUGUUUUGGGAAUUAAAGUGUGCGGUGCUUUUGCAUGAUCUUGUCGUGAGGAUAUUACGAAUAUAAGUAAACAGAGGUGCCGUGAUUUUAAUUUGUUGCAGUCGUGACUAUAGAGUAGAAACUUUCGUAGUGCUUGAACAGAUCCAGUCAAAAAGGAGGGGUUCACUGAUACGACUCGAGGAUGUUAAUAAGCCUUAAUUUUAGGUGCUUUUUUCUUGUGCCACAUAUGGGACUGUGUGCCACAUAUGGGACUGUCGCACCAUAGCCACAGGAAUUUCAUACAUUAUUAGUUUAAGGUGAAAAAAAAGUAAGGCAUGGUAACGGCCAUGCCCUUCGGUUUUAGCAGAUAGUGAUAAAUACCGUGUAUAUUGACAAUGCAAUGUAGAGCGAAAAUUGCGUGCCGAUAACGAUUGAACAACAUAAUAAACAAGGCGAGUCACUUUUUGCUCGUAA
Messenger RNA from Varroa destructor (honeybee mite), 1654 nucleotides. RefSeq names its product alpha-ketoglutarate-dependent dioxygenase alkB homolog 4. Gene Ontology annotation, molecular function: oxidoreductase activity; demethylase activity. NCBI's taxonomy places the organism in Eukaryota, Metazoa, Arthropoda, Arachnida, Mesostigmata, Varroidae. Gene Ontology annotation, biological process: demethylation. The record is from RefSeq and is a predicted model, not a curated record.